This is a messenger RNA of Xyrauchen texanus (razorback sucker), 3382 nucleotides long. RefSeq names its product protein tweety homolog 2-like. The record is from RefSeq and is a predicted model, not a curated record. Gene Ontology annotation, molecular function: intracellularly calcium-gated chloride channel activity; volume-sensitive chloride channel activity. Gene Ontology annotation, cellular component: plasma membrane. Bases 303 to 1922 code for a protein of 539 amino acids. Lineage: Eukaryota; Metazoa; Chordata; Actinopteri; Cypriniformes; Catostomidae. The transcript has 14 exons.
GCGCCGGGAAUGGCAGCGGCUGACGGGUCGGCACGAGACCAGGAUUUAAUGCAAUAAUUCCACAUGUUUCGUUUAUUCUAAUGGACUGCGCUUUGAGGAAAUGUUCACAUAUCUUUAUAUGUCCCCUUUCAGCACUUUCGUUUCGGUCCGGGAUCUCUCUAAUGUCUAAACACAAAGCUUUUAUUUGAGAAGACACUGAAGAGUCGCGUAAACGCGAAAGAAACACCGUUGUCCGUCUCUGUUUGGGAGGGACAGUGAUUUGUUCGUUCUCGCUACUUUUGGUUUAUUAUUGUGGCUGAAGAAUGUCUUCUGCACAGAUGAAUUAUAUCGCUCCUUGGUGGAGUUACUGGCUUAAUCAGUUUCCUCAUGUGAAUUUGAGGUUUCAGCCCGUGGAUCACACGUUUAAACCUCAAGAGGAGAACUACCAGCAGUCGCUCAUAUUUUUGGGCUGUGUAGCAGCGGCUGGGCUUGGUGUAAACCUGCUGUGCCUAGCGAUCUACCUGAGCUGCCUUUGCUGCUGUCGGAAGGAUGAAGAGGAAGAGGAGAGUAAGAAGUCCAACUCUUGCUGUGUCACUUGGGCUGCUGUUGCUGCAGGGCUGAUCUGCUGUGUUGCCGUGGGAGUGGGUUUCUAUGGAAACAGUGAAACCAAUGAUGGGGUAUACCAGCUGACCUAUUCCCUCUAUAAUGCCAACAACACGCUAGCAGGAGUGGACAGUUUGGUGACGGGUACUAUGGGAGGUAUGCAGCGUGGUCUAAAAGAGCGCUUGUCUCGCUUGGAUGAACUCUUUGCCACACGGGGAGACUUUGUACAGACGCUGCACUUCAUGCAACAGAUGUCAGAUAACAUCAUUAAACAGCUGCUGGGGCUUCCUGAUUGGGAUAAGGCUAAAGUAAACUUGGUCUCCAUCGCUGAACAGACAGCAUAUGUAGAGUAUUACAGGUGGUUGACAUACCUGCUGAUUCUGAUCUUGGAUCUGGUCAUCUGUCUGGCUGCUUGUCUCGGUCUGGCUAAACAAUCCCGCUGGCUGCUUACCACGAUGAUGGUGUUUGGGGUUCUGACUCUGAUCCUGAGCUGGGCAUCUCUUGGAGCUGAUAUGGCCACUGCAGUGGGCACAAGUGAUUUCUGUGUUGCACCCGACAAAUUUCUGAUGAACCUAACAAAAGAUAUAAUUAGCUCAGAUAUCAUGCACUAUUACCUGUACUGCAGCCAGACCCUUCCCAACCCAUUUCAGCAGUUUGUCUUGCAGUCCCUGACUGUCUUCCAGAGAUCGUUGACUACCAUGCAGAUCCAGAUUCAGGGGCUGCUGCAGUUUGCUGUACCUCUCUUCCCCACAGCUAAAGGGGAUUUAUUGAAUAUUCAGUAUCUAUUGAAUAAUUCUGAGGCCAGUUUACACCAGCUCACUGCCUUGCUAGAUUGCAGGGGACUCAAUAAGGACUACCUGGACGCUCUGAUUGGUGUGUGUUAUGAUGGUGUGGAGGGGUUACUGUACCUCUGCUUGUUUUCUCUUCUGGCGGCCUGUGCUUUCUCCGUAAUGCUGUGUACCAUCCCAAGAGCAUGGAGGCAAAUCGCCAACAGAGAAAGGAAUUAUGAUGACAUGGAUGAUGGUGACCCGUUUAACCCUCAGAGUAGGCGGAUGAUGUCACAUCACCCGCACCAGGGCAACAUGCACAGCUUCUGCAGUUAUAGUAGCAGUAUGGGAAGCCAAACUAGUCUGCACCCUCCCACACAGACUGUGACCAAUGCACCCCUCUCAGAGUAUAUGAACCAGUCUGUGCUGUUUGGUGGGAACCCACGAUUUGAGAACGUUCCUCUGAUCGGGAGAGGGUCUCCUCCUCCAUCGUACUCUCCAACCAUGAGAGCCACCUACCUCUGCAUGACUGAAGACCAGAUCAGACACUUUGGGGAGGAUUUCCGGGCAUAGAAAUGAUCUCCUUUCCUCUGUCCUGUAUAUUUCCCCCUGGUGUGAUUUUUCUUGUUUACAUUGGGAAUAAGGACACAAUGAGAACUGUCACGCCAGCAUGUGUGUGCACCCUUCUGUGUGUGUUUCUGUAACUCAGCAGGCCAGAGGAGAAUGUCAUUCUAAGAACUUGUGUGUUUGUUUCUGCCAGGGUGCUUGCAUGUAUGUGUGUGUUUGUCAAUAAUUCUGAUGGUGCAAUGCAUCUGUUUCCUCACUACUGACAUAUAGGUGAGGUGCUGAAAUAUCCUUUCUGUAACUAGUUUUACUUGUGAUUUCAUCUAAAAGACAAAUAGUCUUCCCUAUUGCCUUUUUGAAAAUGCAGAAGCUGAUCAUGAGGGUAACAGAAUUCUUUUGCAUAGAACAGUGUUUCUGACCGGAGUACUUAACCUUAAAAAGGUUGCCCAUGUGUCAUAUUAAACAUCAUGUACAUGUAAAUACAUUGGACAAAUUGCAGACACUGGUUGAAGUAUUAAUAUUCGGUACAUUGGACAUUUAGUCCUACUGAUCUCAUGAAAAAUGUUUGAUGGUGGCAACAUUUUUGCAAAAUGAUAUUUUGUGGUUCCUUAUCGCAUGUCGUGGCGGUUCCGAGGUGAAAUAUCCACUGACUGGUGCUAAAAGCAAGUACAAUUUUCUCCCAAACGAAGAGGUUGUUAUGGUGAAUGAAUGCUCUAUUGAGUUUUAAAUCAACAAUGAUGACAUCCCGCUACCGUAAACCUAACAAAUAAUGUCAUAAAAGCAAAUGUGACAAAAUCCAAAAAAUGGUGCUUCUAUGAAACUUUUGGCUUCUGUGUCAACUUUCGUGCUCUCCAGGACUCGUAUCCUGGUCCUUUGCAUCACAAAUGCAACACUCCAUCAGUGUUUGAACAAGCUUGCACUGUAAAUGUAGUUGAAUAUGAAAUGCAAAUGUUAAAAUGAAUCUGCUUACAAGUCAUGUCCUAUCAGCCUUAUUCACACUAGCGCCAUCUUUGAUUUUUAAUGGGAAUGGCAAUGAGGCUGUGAGGGAUAGACUUACCAUCUCUUCAAUGGCGCACACACAGUAUAAAAGCUCCAUGAUCACAUCUGAUUUUCCACAACUCAUGUUGACUGGUGUUUUUUUGUCUACUGAAUGUCCAUAGAAAGAUAUUUGUCAAUGUUUUGUUCACAGAACAAUCCAGAAAUACUUUAAACUGCAGUACAGUUAAUUGAAGAGAUUGAAAAUCUAUCACUCACAGCCUCGUUCUUAUUCCUAUUAAAAAUCAAAGAUGGCGCUGCUGUGAAUAAGGUCUAGUAAAAGUGUUUCUGAUGUCACAAGAAAGCAUUGUGUGAGGAACAGGGCGAAAAGUGUGUGUUAAAGGGUAACUAAACCCCUGCUCAGAGUCUGACUCCACCCACUAGCAAUAUUUGGAAAAUGCUCGAAAAGUGGGCAGACCCCAGCGGGAAUAGAG